CACAGAAUCUAGUUAGGUGAGCAUCUUGCUGUCAUCUACACUUAUUAUUGAAGAUUUGCCAUUUGUUAAAAUCUGCAAAAUGCAAAAAAUGGCUGAAUUCAAAAAAUCUGCAAAGAUAACCCACUCAUUGAAUGUACUUACAUCAUUCAAUGAACUAAAACAAUCUGACUGCAUUUGUAACUUCACAAUCAAAGUUGGUGACAAAUCUUUCAAAGUCCAUCGAGACCUGCUUGGUGCAGUAUCAAAGUACUUCAAAGGCAUGUUUUCAAGUAACAUGGUUGAGGCUCGGAAUGGUUUUGUCAUUAUGAAAGACAUCUGUGCUGAUGCUGUAGGGCAGUGUGUAGAUUUCAUGUAUACUGGUGAAGCAAAUCCAUCCAUGGAAUCUGUUGAGAAUACUUUGUAUGCUUCUCACUUAAUGCAGCUUGAUGUAUUAUCAGGUAUAUGCUUCAAUUUCAUGGAAACUAAUCUGUCAGUGCAGCAUUGUCUUCUAGCGGUCAGGUUGGCAAGAUUUUAUGACCAUACUGAGUUACAAACCAUUGCUGAGCAAUUCAUUGUGGAUAAUUUUCAGUCUCUGAUUUUGGGUGAAGAAUUUCUACAUCUGAGCAAAGAAGAACUCGUAUUUUAUCUGCAAAAGUUGGAUAAAAAGCAUGAAGUAGUUUGGAAUUCUGUAAGAAAAUGGAUUUCAAACAACAGUGAAAACAUUGGAUCAGAAUUAAUGGAGACUUUGCAUUUUGAAGAAUUUUCUUAUAACUUUUUGCUUACCAAUCUGCUAAACGAUCCUUUGGUAGAACGUUCUCCAGAUGCAAAAAGUUUUAUCAUCAAAAUAUUGCUUUCGAACAUUGAUGGGUUGAAAGAAAAUUUGUCUCUGGACAAUUUAUUUAUUUUGAGAAAGAUUAAUCGGAUCGAAAACAAGGUUUGCUCAGAGAGUGUUAGAAAAAUAUUGAAAGAAUUCGUGGCUCAAAAUUUUGAACAGCUUGUACCGAUGAAUGAAUUUAUCGAGUUGGAAAAAGAUGAAAUUUUUUUUCUGUUCAAAUCUAGGGAAACGAAAUAUUCUUCGGAGAAAAUCAAAUGGGAAGCUGCACUGAAAUGGACCAAACAAAGUCGUCGUCAUCAGAAAUAUUUUCCUGAUUUGUUCGAGCUGAUAAAACUUCAGGAUAUUUCUGAGGAUUUUAUUCGAAAAACAGUCAGAAAUGAACCGUUAGUUAAAGAGUCGCAUAAGUGCAAAGAUUUAUUGCUUGAUAUACUUUGCGCUCAGGAGAGAAAACUUGUACCACAUAUUGCUGUUUCAACAAAGACUGGCAUAAAGGCUCUGAAUCUCCAAACAAAUCAAUGGUCUAAUUUGCAGUCGGAUUAUAAUGUUGGCAUUUAUCUUGUCAAUGUUGAGGGACGAUUGUAUGCUUCAGAUGGGAAUGAAUUGUCUUUGCUACAAGAUGGUCGAUGGAUUAAGAAGAACAAAAUUGAGAGGAAGAGUGAUGCAUCAGAUAAGAUGAUUUAUCUCAAGGGUGGGAUUUAUAUUAUCAAUUAUGCUCAGCGUACAGUGCGAUAUGACAUUGCCAAAGACAGAUGGGAUAAGAAUUUGCCUUCAUGUCCUCUUGAUUAUGGGUUUUGUGCUGCUGCCUCUGAUGGGUUUAUAUAUGCGAUAGGGAGUUUGUCAACAUGGAGUGAAGCAAAAGUAUACGAUCCUGGAACAAAGAAAUGGUCUUCCCUACCAGAGAUGAUUCAUGAAACAUAUUGUAGUGCAGCAGUUGUUUUUAAAAGUAUGGUCUAUGUACUGGGAAGUUGGGUGGGACUGAGCCAUCAUAACAAUGUUCAAUGUUAUAAUCCUGUUGUUGGCUCAUGGACGGAAAUUACAAAAAUGAAGAUGAAGAGAGAAUGUUUUAGUGCCUGUGUUGUGGAUAAUAAAAUGUAUGCAGUCGGUGGUGCUAAAGGUGAAGGCCUGACUAAGGAUUCUAUUGAAACAUUCAAUGAAGAAACUGGUGAAUGGGAAAUAGUCUGUGAAAUGAAUUGGCCCGAGGUUGAGUGGGUUCAUUGCUGUAGCUUUUUUCGAUAGAUGUGAAAUCAUUAGUAAAAGUUGAAAAUAAUCACUACAUUAACAUUUGUAUUAGGGCAUUGGUGUAUAUUCAAGUUCAAUGAACCUUCCCAGAUAGAUGUCUGACAAUACUAGUUGUAUCAUUCACUUUUAUUUCCCAUUCCAUCUUUCUAUAUUUGAUGUUUUAAAUUGCUACAAAUAUUUAGAUUCCCAUUGACUUCCUCAAUCUCCAUUUACUAUAAAUUGUGGAUACAAAGUUUUCCUUAUUUACAAUUCCCAAAAAACUUCAGUAUCAGACAUAUUUGCGACUUGGCUCACUUACUAUCAAUCAAUUUAAUUGCUAUUAAAAGUGCAAAUGUGAUUUGAAAGAAUCUCCUAAUGUCAUGUGUCAACAGUCAACUGAGUUUUAAAUUGUCAAAGUCCUACUUGACAAAAAGUACUACUGUGUUCCAGCUCUACUUAUUAAUCCCCAGUUCAGUAAGCGCAUGAUGGAAUGCAUCGACUGAAUAAAUGAACUUCUAGGAACAUAUCAUGUCAUUAGGUCAUUGGCAUUGAUAUGACUGUAACAAAUUCGUCCUGAACAAGAUGUUGGUUUUUUCUUUCUUAUUAAGUUUGCAUUGGAUAUAUUUGGCUACUAAUAUGGAAUACUAAAUAUGGUUUUCGUGGAAUAUUUUAAUAAUAUUUAUAUUUCGUUUAUUAUACUGUUCAGUUUCAUGUUAUCUCCAUAUGCCUUUGCCCUAUUUUUGAUGUCAUAGUUCAUCCAAUUCUGUAUUUUGUGAGAAAGAACGAUGAAAAGUUUUCCUCAGGCUAAAAAUAAGCACCUGUUGGAGGAUGCUUUUGUGAGUUACUUUUUUAAAUGCUAAUUUCAGUUUUUCCUAUAUUUAGCUGUUAUAUAAUUGAUGUUUUCUUUUUUUCUGAUUUGUUUUUAUUGGACACUGUUAGGGCAAACUGUGCAUUUUCUUAACCAAAUAUUUACCCUUCGUAAAAAUCCCCCAAGUUUGAUUGAACUGUUUUUGUAGCUAUCUUCACAUACAGGGUGAUAAAAAAAAUUACGCAAAAUUAAGGUAUAAUUUUUUGUGAUGGCAACGUUAAAAAGCGUCAGUCGUGAAAUAAAUAAAUGUCAUAAAAAGUGUUAAUCGUCAAAUGUUUUAAGUAGCAUUCCAUCUUAACUUCUGUUAAUUAUGCGUUACUUUUUUAAAACCCUGUAUUUUAUAGCUUUUAUUUUACACUGUAUACUGAAAUAGCAAGUUGUGCAUACUCCUGGAUAUUCUGAUUUUCUUCCCCAUUCAUUUUGAUCUCUGCACUUGAUACUUUGAAAUAAAUUUUUAUAUUAUCAUUUCUCGGAAUACUCAAAAACACUUUAAGAUUGAAUUUCUAUUCUUUGCACUUCAAAAAUGUAUUUUUAUCACUAAGUAGCUUUUUAUUUAUUUUGGUGGCAGAACAACUAAUUUGAUUGUGUGAAUUUGUUAUCGAAUGUAAAUAUAAUUAUUAUUUUUUCAGUGAUAUAGAAUAAAACUAUAACUGAGUUGCCAGUAAUCUGUCUACAAAGACAGAACUGGUUGAAGUCUUGUGUAUUGAAGAAGAAUUGACAAUUCAGUCUCCCACACUCAAAUUUGUUUGAAACGAUGUCUCAAAACCCUGAUUCUGGACAUGUAAGCUUAUAAUAUGAACAAACACGUGCACAAUCUUCAACGAAUUUCAACCCACUCACCAGUUAGGUACAUGCUCACAAAAAUAAACUUCCUCAACCCAUGUGAAGCCAAAGACAGUACACAUAUCAUUUUUGAAUAAACUUGAACCGUUGAAGUUAUAUUUCUCAGAUUACAUAUUCUCGACUUGCAAAUGGUCAAUAUAUGAUGUUAUCGAGUUAUGCAGAAUUCCUGUUGCACAGAAAUUUGUAAUUGUUCUCCCAGGACAAGUAUUUUCUCAGCCAAUGACACGAGGCCACACUACCAUUAUACACCAACACCGGGACAUACAGCUUCACAAUCACGAUGUCUCAACAUGUCCUCCGAUCCACGAACCCAACUGCAUACCCUAAAGCAGGGGUGUGCAACCUUUAAUACACGAUUUUCAUCGUUAGAAUAUGAAAUUCUGACUCUGUGAAGUUUGGAAAUACGACUUGACACCUCAGUUUCAUAUGUAUAGAUAAAUAUAUUAGCUUAGCAUGUAUACGAUACUGCUACUUGCUUUUAUUGCAAUCAUCUCGCCUCAUUAUGUCAUAUUUACCUUUACAAGUUCUACGAUCUAUUCUUUGCA
Molecule: messenger RNA, 4288 nt
Organism: Styela clava
Lineage: Eukaryota; Metazoa; Chordata; Ascidiacea; Stolidobranchia; Styelidae
Source: RefSeq, a predicted model, not a curated record